Procambarus clarkii (red swamp crayfish) is the source of this 1559-nucleotide messenger RNA. RefSeq names its product very long chain fatty acid elongase AAEL008004. Gene Ontology annotation, cellular component: endoplasmic reticulum membrane. Lineage: Eukaryota; Metazoa; Arthropoda; Malacostraca; Decapoda; Cambaridae. Gene Ontology annotation, molecular function: fatty acid elongase activity. Gene Ontology annotation, biological process: fatty acid elongation, saturated fatty acid; sphingolipid biosynthetic process; very long-chain fatty acid biosynthetic process. The record is from RefSeq and is a predicted model, not a curated record.
AGAGGUACUGGACGUCCCAGGUCCAGUAGUGUGGUUACUGAGGCUACUGUGGGAGGCUGCCUGCCUCAGCCGGCCAGCACAGGCACUGAAUGACUGACUGACUGAUUGGUUGUUUCCCGUUCAGCAUUGGUAGAUUCGCUGGCGGUGCACUUUUCCAGAGAGAGAGAGAGCGCUUUCGUGGCCAAAGUGUUGCCAUAGCGGCAGCUACAGUUAGGCGUGGUGAAGUGUGCACAAAGUGAGGAGGAGAAGAGCGGCCGUGAUGACCUCUGAGGACGUUGUGACCCGCCGUCAGGCGUCAACACGUCUUCCUCAGCAGGACGAGAGAGAGGUCCUGAGGGAACUAAAGGCCACAGGUAAGCUUGUGGCUGUGAUGGUGAUCCUGAGCUACAUGUAUGGUGACCUGACGGUGAGCCGGCAGCUGACCCCUGACCCCCGGCAACACUCGUGGCUCCUGAUGACCUCUCCCCUGCCCACCAUCGCCGCUUGUCUCCUCUACGUGGCCACCGUCACCUGGUGGGGCCCUCGGUACAUGACCUCCAGGAACCCUCUCCCCAAUCUCAGGAAGGUGAUGAUGGCUUAUAACGCCUUCCAAGUCGUCUUCUCCGCCCGCAUCUUCUGGGAGGCUGGAAUGGGCGGAUGGUUCGGCAGUUACUCUCUACUGUGUCAGAUCUGCGACUUCUCGGACAACCCUCAAGCAGUCAGGAUGGUCCACGCUGGCUACUGGUACUUCUUCUCCAAGUUUGUGGAUUUCACAGAUACGAUGUUCGUAGUGCUGAACAAGAAGAACAAGUACAUCUCCUUGUUGCAUGUGGUUCACCACGCCCUCAUGCCCGUGUGUAUGUGGUAUGGCAUCCGGUAUUAUGCUGGUGGUCACACGACCCUGAUAAUCCUGCUGAACGCCUUCGUCCACGUGGUGAUGUACACGUAUUACCUGCUGGCGGCCAUAGGGCCCCGAGUCCGUCCCUUCCUCUGGUGGAAGAAGUACCUCACCGCUCUCCAGAUUGUCCAGUGUGCUGUUGUCUUUUUCCAAAACAUGAUGGUAAUGUUCGGGGAGUGCGCGAUACCAUCAGUCCUCUUGGUUUGGGUGAACGGUAUGGCGCUCCUCUUCUUUAUCCUCUUCACCGACUUCUACGUCAAAGAGUACAGGGAGUGCAUCAAACACAAGGCCUGACCGUUGGUCCCACAGGGCUGCCUCGGGGAUCGAGUGGUGUGAUGUACAAUGGUGAGACCAACGGGCGGCUCCCUGCGUCGUCUGGGUCACCCAAGAAGGCGUGUUCUACCUCGUGCAGCAGCCCCGUGUGUAGUGUCCUUCAUAAGAGGAGAGAGGAAGGCUCGUCAGCGAGAAGUCGUGGCGGGAAAACCUCUCAAGUCAUGCCAGCUGAGCGCAUCAUAACACCAGCAUCUCUCUUCUCUAACUAGCACUUCAUCUCCCGCUCUCAAGAUGCUAGUUAACCUGUGUUAAUAUUAUCUAUUAUUACUCUUAGUGGAAGAAAUAUGCAGUCAAAUGCAAUAUUGACUUAAUAUACCUCUUAGUAAUGUUGUUUCUUGUGAUAACCUGU